AUGGCUGAAGGGGACCUACAAGGGGUGAAGGCCAGCGGAGAGAGGACUGAAUGCCGCCAAAGGCCAAAGGUGCCCGCAGGCACCCCGAGCCCCCCGCCCGGCCUGGCAAGUAGCUCCUGGAGCCUCGUGCGCCAAAAGGUGAAGGACCUGGUGGAGCCGCUGGUGACAAAGACCAGAGAAAAUUUGCAGUGGUUCCAGGUCCCCCCGGCCCUCCAGGGCUAUAUGCAGACCUACUAUGAGGACCACCUGAAGGACCUGGGCCCCCGCACCCAGGCCUGGCUCCGAAGCUCCAAGGACAACCUCCUGAACAAGGCCCACAGUCUGUGUCCCCAGCUCCUCUGCGGGGAGGGCGGCCGGGGUUAGCGAGCCCACAGCCGCACAAUAAACCGUUCCUGUCUGUG
Pipistrellus kuhlii (Kuhl's pipistrelle) is the source of this 401-nucleotide messenger RNA. It is a transcript of the gene APOC4, whose product is annotated as apolipoprotein C4. NCBI's taxonomy places the organism in Eukaryota, Metazoa, Chordata, Mammalia, Chiroptera, Vespertilionidae. Gene Ontology annotation, biological process: positive regulation of triglyceride storage; triglyceride homeostasis. Gene Ontology annotation, cellular component: high-density lipoprotein particle; very-low-density lipoprotein particle. The record is from RefSeq and is a predicted model, not a curated record. Bases 1 to 363 code for a protein of 120 amino acids. The transcript has 3 exons.